AUGCACCUCGAAUGGUUGCUUCUUCUUCAUGCUAUUAUCACUUUUACAGUCGCAUAUGAUGGUGAUAAUAACAAGCAUUAUUCUGCUUUAAAUGAUGCUUGCGCUAUAACAUGCACAGGUGUGUCAACAGAAGUGAAAUAUGAGAUAGGUCGUAGUUAUGUAUUUGAUGUAACAUCUCGAACAAUUUUAAAAAUUGGUGACGAACGUGACACAGAUGUGACACAAAAUGCGCAAGCGCAUAUAUCAGUUCAUUCACCGUGCGAAUUUUCACUCAAAUUGACACGUACGUCACUACGAGGAAUGCAAGUUGAAAGUGAUUGGAGUGCUAUCCUGGAACGUUCAUCACUUCGAUUUGCAUUUGAUGAUGGGAAAGUGAUUGCAAUUUGCCCGAAUAAUACUGAUCCAAUAUGGGCAAUUAAUAUUAAACGUUCUAUUUUAUCAACUUUUCAAAUUAUACAUGAAGGAAUAAGAGAAAUUGAUAUUUCUGGUGAUUGUCCGAUAAUUAUUGAAAAGCAAAAAAUCAAUGAAAUAUUAAAUUUGAAAACAACAAAACAAUUAAAUUCCUGCUAUCGUAAGCAUGAUAUUGCUGGCAUUCGAGCUAUACCAUAUCGAUUAGAAUCGAAAAUACAAAUGGCACCAAUGAUAGAAGCAAAACAAAUAUGUGAGCGUCAAAUUGCUCAUAAUAAUCUUCAACAGGUGACAUGCAUGGAAAAUUAUCAUAUCAUUUCACCUUACAGUAAUGAUAAUAUUGGAAUGUUAAAAGUUGAACAAACACUACGAGCAAUUGGUAUUACAAAUUCAGCACCACAAGAAUCAUUUAAUAAACGCUUAUCAAUUACUUUUGAUUAUGGCAGUGAUAAUUUUAAUCAGAAAAAUUCAUUACAAUUUGUUAAAAAAAUUAUCGAUGAAUUAUGUGAAUCAAAUGAUCGCAUUGAUGCAAAUACAGCAAUACAAUUUGCUAAUUUGGUUUAUAAUCUUCGUGGAUUAUCACUGAUGGAAUUAUCAUCAAUUGCAAAUUUACAAUGUGAUAUAUUUAUUGAUGCCUUAUCAGCAUGUGCUUCAUCUUCUUGCAUACAGCAAAUUGGCAAUUUGAUUAAUUCACGCCUUAUCACUAAUGAAUUCAUUUUUUCAUCACUAGCAAUGUUAUCAAAUCCAACAAUUGAUAUUAUCAAUUCAAUUGCUACAUUUAUUGAUAAUAUUCCAUUUCAUGGUUUCUUAGCAAUUUCAUCGUUGGUACAAUCAUAUUGCAUUACACAUUCAAAUUGUCAAAUGGAAUUAUCAGUGCAACGUAUCAUACAUAGUAUUUCAUCUAAAUUACCAUCUAAUUGUUAUGUUGGACAAGAAUUUGAUGAAAUUAAAAAAGCAGUGAUAAUUUUGAAAUCAAUUGGAAAUAUUGGUUACGAAGAGUAUUCGUUAUCAUUGUUAUCAGCAUGCAUUUCAAAUGAUCAAAUUUCAAAUGAAAUUAAAAUUGCUGCAAUUGAUGCAUUACGUCGAAAACCGUGCACACAUCAACGGAAUAGUAAAAUUAUUGAAUUAUUCCGUAAUCAAAAGGAAAAUACAGAAGUAAGAAUAAUUGCAUUUCGACAAUUAAUGGAAUGUGCAAAUGAUGAAUUAUUAAAAAUUAUUAUUGAACAAUUAAAUAAUGAAACUAUUAAUCAAGUUGGAUCAUAUAUUUGGUCAUAUUUAAAUACUAAACAACGUUCAACAAAUCCAGGAAUACGUAAUUUGCAAUAUAUAUUAAAAAGAUUUCACAUUCCAAAACGUUAUAAUUUAGACUUAAGUCGUUUUUCACGUUACUCUGAAUUAGGAUACUUUGAUAAAGAGAAUAACUAUGGUGGCCAUAUGGAUACAUCAAUAUUACUUAUACCAAAUGGAUAUAUACCACGUCAAAUAGCAUUUAAUUUUACAAUUCAUUUAUUUGGAAAAAGUAUAAAUAUUUUGGAAAUUGGUGCACGAGCUGAAGGCUUAGAGAAAGCGGACGAGGAAUUAUUUGGCGCAGAUGGUUACAUAAGCAAUCCGAACGGACAUAUCUUUCGAGAAAAGCAAUUUCAAUCGAAAUAUUCUAAAUUGAAUUAUUUGAAUGAAUUAUAUAGAAGACGAAAUAGAAAUAUUGAAGAUUUGCUAAGAUUAACUAUUUAUAUUAGAAUGUUUGGUGAUGAUUUAUAUUAUUAUGGCUAUCAAAUGGAACAACAUCAAUUAAUUGAUAAAAUCAAAGAAAAUAUUGAAAUUGAUAAAGUAUUAGCAAAAUUAAUGGAAGAGAAGACAAAAAAGCUUUCACGCUAUAUGCUUUUAUUUGAAUUAUCACAAACACUACCAACACUAUCUGGCUUAUCAUUUCAAUUCCUAUUAAAUGUAUCAUUUGCAGCUAAGCUAAAUAGUAAAUUGAAAUUAAAUUUUGUAAAUUUAUUGCAACGAAAAUUUGAUGCAAGCAGUCAUAUUGACAUACAUCCAUCAAUAUCAAUCGCAAGAAGUGGCACAAUAGUAUUACGCGCAGGUAAUAUAGUGACAGGUGCUAUGAUAACAUCAAAUUUGUAUGCUGCAACAACAAUUUCACAAACAAUGGAAAUGAUUGAAGGAAAAAAAUUAUUAUUUAAAAUUGAUAUUCCACACAAAGAACUUUUUGUUACAAAAAUAAGUCAUGAUAUUAUCAAAAUUGAUAGUAAUCGUUAUCAGUCAUUUAUCAUUAGACGACACAGUGAUCAAAAAAUACAAAAACGUUAUUGUUCCGGUGAUAUCUUAGCAAAAAUUCUUGGAAUUCAAGCAUGCAUCGAUUUUUAUGCAAAUUUCCCAGUAAUGGAAGGAAGUAUUAAAGUGGAAAAAAUUGAUCACAGCUUGAAUAGUUUUGAAUUUCUUUUAGAAAGAAUUAGUAAUAGAGGAGAGCAAAAAUUGUUAAUUAGAAUUGAUACACCAGGAUCGAAAAUUAAUCGAAAAAUUGAAACUGAUUUUGAAAUUUCAAUUCCACGUAAAAAACUUAAAGUUGGUAUUGUUACUCCAAUUAAAACAAUUGUGCUAGAUGGUAAUUUACAACAAAUGCAACAACAAUUGGAUGAUUAUGCGACAAAUCUUAAACUUAUCAUUGAUGAUAAAGUUUACAUUCUUGAUGGCAUUUUAAAGAUUACUAAACAAGGAGAAUUAAAUUUGUAUAAAUUAAAUGCAAGAAGUAUUGCUAAAAGUGUUACAAUAGCAGAAAUUACAACAGAAUUACAAUUUAACAUUGUUAAACCUUACGCAAUGUUUGAUUUUCAUUUGGAUAAAAUUUUUGAUAAAGCAAUUAUUUUUAAAAUUUUAAUCAAUCCACAAACACCAAAAUAUGAAGGUAAAUUGGAAUAUUUGGGACCAAAUUUUAAUGGAAAAUUUGAUACAACAAUUAUUCAUCAAGGAAUGAUUAAUUUAAAAGGUACAAUAAGUGGUGAAUAUCAAAUUGAAAAUUAUUCAAAACAAACACUUGAAAUUGGAUUUGAACAAAUAUUUCAAAAAAAAGGAAGUAAUCAUCAUUUCAAAAAUGCUAUUUAUGCUAUUAGUACUGCAUUUAACAGAUUAGAUUUUCAAAUAAUUUCUAAUCGUACUGGCAAUAAUAUCAAAAAUUUAUUGGAUGCAACUUAUUUUGGAAAAAAAUUCUUAGCAAAUUUAGACGUAAUACGUGAUCCUAAUAAUAUUUACACGGCUAUUGGAAGGGUAAAAUGUGAUCAAUUUGAUAUUGAUAAUAAAUUAAAUAUUAUCUAUCAAAAUCAUUUUCCACUACAAUUCAUGUUGAAAAUUGACGUCGAAACGCCAAAAAUACGAAAUAUUCACGCUUCAGCCGAAUAUGCCAUAAAAGUCAAUCCAAAAUGGAAUUUCAAAGGAAAUAUGCUACUUCGUUAUUUUGACCAUGAAAUUACAUUAAAUAAGCAAAUUGAUGAAGUGACCAUCGGUCAGUAUAAAAUGCAAACACAUUUACAAUGGAAUAGAAAUGAGAGAAUUAAUGCAUUAUCUGAUAUUAUAUUUCGUCCUCGAGAAAAUGAAUAUACCAUUGAAUCAACAGUUAAUGUUGCCGGAUUAAAUGAACCGUUAAAUAUAAGAAAGCAUAUCAAAUAUAAUUAUGAUUACUACAACAUACAAUGGCAUGCAAAACAAGGUGGUCAAACAAUAUAUGAUUUAACAAUUAAUCUUAUUGGCCAAUUUGGCAAUCAACAAAAAAUUAAUUUUAAUAUUUACACCGAAAAAUUUGAGCCAAAAAUUAACUAUCAAAUGACAGGUGAGUUACAACCAUCUAUGAAUAGUAUAACAGCGCUUGCAACAAUACGUAAAGAUGGUAAUCAUUUUGGUACAGGUAGUAUUAUCCUACCAAAAACAUUCAAUCUACCUAAUCAACAAUAUCGAGGUGAAUUUAAUUGGAUUUAUCAACAGAGACCAAAUAAAAUAGUAAUGGAAUAUAAUCAAUUAAAGCAUUCAUAUGGUACAGUUUAUGCAAUAAAACUCGAAUCGAAUAAUGAUAUUAAUUUGAAAUUACAUUAUGAUCGUCAAUAUGAUAAAAUAAUUUUUAAAUGUGAUUUGGAUAAAAAUCAUAUUCGAACUAUUUCAAUGACACUCAAUGCAACAUCAUUUCGUUGGGAUUUAUUUGAAAUUGAAACUCAUUUAAGUACUGAUAAACCAUUACAACAACAAUCAAUUAAAACAAAAGGAGGUUUUCUCUAUCGAACUGAUCAAGCAAAUAUUGAAGGAUUAUUUGAAAUAAAUGAUAAACGCUAUGGUAUUGAAGGUUAUUGGCGUAAAAUAAUGCAUGAUGAAAGUAGCAGAGCAUAUAUUUAUGCUAGCAAAUUUAUGACACCUCAAAUUGGAAUAAACUUUGAGCAACAAUUGGAAGUGGAAAAAAUUAUUUCAAUACGAAAAGCAAAAACAAUUUUUGCGCUUAUCAAUGCUGGAAGAAUAUUAAAUUUAACAAAUGAAAUUAAAAAUGAUAUUACAUCAAUUAGUGCUAUCACUGAUAUUAUCGGAAAUGAAAUGAUAUUGAAGCAUACGAUCGAAUAUAAUCAUAGAAAUGGACAAAGAAUAUUGAACAAAUAUUUAAAAUUUAAUGAAAAAGUGUUAAAUAUGAAUUUGUCAACAAUUUAUCGUCAACGACAAGUUCAAAUAGACAUUAGCGCUUUAACAAAUUUUGGUAUAAUUCAAUAUGGCAAAAUUAUGUUUGAUUGUCAUAAAGGUCAAACAUUUUGGAAUUGUGAUGCAGAAACUAAUGUAAACAAACAAUUUGUGAUUAAAGGAUAUGAAAUGUUAUCAGCUCAAAAUACUGAUAUUGGUUAUUUGAUAAAAUUAAGCUAUUUGAUGAAUAGCGAAGGAAAAAUUAAAUUUAAUAUUGAUAAUGAAGCAUCAAAGUAUAAUGCAAAUGCUAUGUUACGUCAUGCUGAUAUUUUAUAUAAUUUGGAAUUGGAUGUAAAUAAUAAUAAAGGUAUUGUAAAAUUUCAAACACCAACAUAUUUAAUCAAUCCACAGGUAAGAAUAAUAAGAAAAGGACCUACUGAAUUUGAAAUUCAUAGUGAAAAUGAAAGUGGUGGACGAAUAUAUGCACAUAUUAAGACCGGUGAUUAUGAUAAAUUACUAAAAAUGAAGAUAACAGAAAUACCGGAAGCAUUUGAGUUGCAUUUGGAAAAUAGUUUAAUUAGUGAUAAGCAAAAAUCAAUUGCUAAAUUAACAGUUGAUCCAUCUGGAAAAAAUAAGACUUACGGAAUUGAAAAUGAAAUUGAGGUUGAAGGUGAAACAUUCCGUGCACUACGUUCAACCGUAAUACAACCGAAACGAACGAUAAAUAUUGCAAUACUUCGACCAACAAACAAUAAAUAUGCCUUAUCAGUACAACCAAAUGUUGGUGGUAGAAGACAACCAACUGUGGCCGAAAUGACAUAUCAAAAGACAAUUGAUGGUUAUCACUGGGAAGGAAGUAUUUCUGAUCAAGCAUUGAUAACACCAUUGCAAGCAAAAAUAAUUUAUAAAAAAGAUGAAAAAGAUAAAAAUAAUUAUCGAUUAGAUUUACAAACAGAAUUUAUCUAUAGUAAUCAACCGGAUAAAUUGUUUGCUAAUUCAUUUCAUUUGCAUCGAAGUACUUUUGUACUACCGGAACAGAAUAAACGAAUUGUUGUACGGAAUGUUAAAAAUGUUAAUGAUAAUGUUCGAUUUGUUAUUGAGUUAAAAAGUACUCAUCAAGCAAGCAAUCUGAAUACACGUUUAUGGACUAAAAUUGAUCGAAGUGUAAUUGGAAAUGUUGCAAUUCCGGUUCGUGCAAUUUUCGGUUUGGAAACCAGAAAUUUACAGCAUCAACCGGUUGAGUAUUCAUUAGAGACAAGAACGGAUGCAGUUAAAUUUACGGAAAUUCAAUUGAAAUCACCAAAUUCAAUGUUGAAAGCACGAAUUGAUAAGAUAAAUGAUAAUCAUUAUAAAGUUGGAUUUUAUGAGAAUUAUCAACAACCAUCAAUUGUUGGUGAAUUAAAUUUGCAUAAUAAUAAAGCAAUAUUUGAAUAUCGAAAUGAACGAUUGAAAGAAGUUAAAUUGCAUGCAUCAAUUGAAAAAUUAAAUGAUUAUGAAGCAGAAAUUAAUUUAUGGCAUAGUGAAGUAAGCAAAAAAAUACAGGAUGCACGUCUAACGCUGCAAGUAAAAGAAGGUAAUGUAUGGAAGAGUAACAUUUAUAUUCGACCAACAAUAGAAAAUGAAAUAAUUAAGAAAACUAAAGAAAUAAUAUCAAAAAGUGGAGAAUUUCAUCAAAAUUCAUUUAUACCUGAUGUUAUUCGAUCAAUCUUUUUAUCACAUAAACAAAUUGCUAAUGAUAUUGUGACAACAGCAUUAGAUGAAAUUAUCAAACAAUGGACGACAGAGCAGAGAAAUUUUGCUGCUGAAUUUGGUUCAGAAUAUGCAAAAUUAGUGGAUGAAAUUGAAAUUAAUUAUGAAAUAAUUAAAGAAGCAAUGUUUAUUGCAUAUGAUCAAGUAUAUCAGGAAAUGGAACAAUUUGUUAAAGGUAUGACCGAGAAUGAUUUCAUUUCUCGAUUAAAACAAUUGUUUGAUGGUAGCAAUGAUAUUCGACAAGAAAUUAUAGCUUCGUUUAAACCAUUUAUAAAUUUAAUUGAUCAAUUAUAUAAAGAGAUGGAUAAUUUACAACAGAAUGCUGCAAUGAUUAUUGAACGUUUGGAAGAAAUGCUAAAAUUAAAGAAUUUACGAAGAGCAUUGGAAGAAUAUAAGGAAAAUUUUGAACGAACUGAUAUUAUCAGAAUUAUACUUUAUGAAAUGCAAAAAUUUAGUCGACAAUAUCAGUUAUCAGAAUUAGAAAGAGCUAUUGUUAACAUUGAAAUAAAUCGUAGACGUUAUCAGGAUGAUGCAUUUGAAGUUUAUGAUAAAAUUAAAAAUUUCAUUCUCGAUAAAAUGAUUGUAUCAACACUUAGCAAAUUAACAAUUGCAAUGUUUGAUUCAUUGGAUGAAAUUCAAAUUCGUCAAAAAUGGCAAAAUAUUAUAAAUUAUUUGAGAGGAAAAAUAACAGCGAACGAAAUGGCUAAACAAUUUUGGAAUUAUUAUUUACCAAAUUAUAAGCGUUUAUCAUCUGGUCAUUAUGAAUUAGAAGUAGCUGUACCGUACGGUGCUUCAUCAUUAGAAGAAAUUUUAAAUAAUCUUCAUCCACAACAUUUUAUUGCACUUAAAUCAGCAUUGAUUGAAUCAUUUGGCUUAUCAGAUAAAGAUCAAGAAUUUGCACAAUCUUUAUCGGAUACAAUUUACACUUAUAAAUCAAUAAAAUUAAAUCCAUGGAAAAUCAUUUCACUUUAUGAAAGUAUUGCAUAUAUAAUUAAUGGUAAUCGUUUUGUAUCAUUUGACGGACGUGUAUUCGCAUUUCAUCACGCUCGUUGCGAAUAUCUUCUUGCGUCAGAUUUACGUACUCAACGUUUUGCACUAAUAGCAAUAUUUUCAUCACAAGGAUAUUUAGAAACUAUUAAAAUUGAAUUACGUAACGAUGAAAUACUCUUUCAUAAAAGUGGCAAUAUACAAAUAAAUGGUGCACCAUUAAUAUCAAUUCCAUGGCAAAAAAUUGAUAGCAUUGAUGGAGCAAUUUUAAUUUCAAUUUCUCGAAAAGAUCAUUGGACAAUUUUAAAAACCUACGAUGGCUUAUGCAUACGUUGUAAUAAUCAAUUUUAUAUUUGUGAAAUUAUUUUAUCAGGCCGAAUGCAUGGACGUAGCAAUGGUCUUCUUGGAUUAAAUGAUAAUGAACCAUCAAAUGAUUAUAAUUUAAUUGAUGGUACAUCUAAUGAUCAGCUAAACGUAUUAGCUGAACAUUGGGCAAUAAGUGGUGAAUGUGGCGUAAAUCAGGCACGUGAUUUGACGUAUCGUGAUGACGAACGUUGCCAAGAAUAUUUUCAAAAUUCUGAUAGUCCAUUAAGACUUUGUUUUAAUCAUAUACGACCAAAACCAUUUGAACAAAUUUGCUCAAAUGGUGGACGACAACAGCACUGCAUUGCUACAGCAGCAUAUCAUCAAAUAUGCGCAAAUGUCGGAAUUAUGAUAGCAUUACCACAUGAAUGUGUGAGAUGUGAUGGUGAUUUGCAUUUGGAUGAUGAACGAAUGAUUGAAAAAUCAAUCAUUGAUCAUGAUAUUAUAUUUGUUGUUGAAGAAAGGAAAUGUAUGAAUCAUCACAAGGAGAAAUUAGCACAAAUAGCACAACAAAUUAGUCAUCAACAACGAUCGGUACGUUUUGGUUGGAUCGGUUUUGGUGGCGAAGGUGUGCACCAUGAACCAUUGGUGCAUUAUGAACAGAAUGAAGCAUUGAUGGAUACUUUAGCAUUUAUAAAACAAACACAACAAACAUUUGAAUCAAUUUCUGGCAUUGAACAAACAUUUAUUUGUCCUAAAAAAGCAUUGGAAUUUACAAUAAAACAUUUUCCAUUUAGGUUUGCAAGUGCUAAAAGUAUUGUUUUGGUUAUAUGUAAAAAAUGUUCACAAAAUGGACAUAAAGAAAUGCUUAAUAUGUUACUUGAACAAAAUAUCACAAUGCAUUUAUUAACAUUAAGCAAAUUUAAGACAAAUGAUGGAAGUAAAAUUGUUGGAAUGAAUGCAAAAGAAUUAUUGAAUGAAUAUGGGGCGCAAAUUGGACAACGUUCAUCACUACUACAUCCGCAUGAUAGCUGCUCAGUUAUAGCUCAACAAACAUUUGGAACUGUUUUCUCACUUAAAUAUGGUUUUACGAUAGCAGCAUCUCGAAUAGCUUACAAACGAGAAAGUUAUUGUUUCAAUUGUCAAUGUACCAUUGAUAGAUUAUUUGCGCGUAAUAUUUGUCGACCAUGUGAAGCAGUUGAACCAGCUGAAUUGGUAUCAUAUAGAAUGAUCGAUUCGGAACCCGAUAAUGAUCCACAAUUUCUUGACCUAUUCAUUUAA
Messenger RNA from Brugia pahangi, 9378 nucleotides. The record is from the annotation of a GenBank genome assembly. NCBI's taxonomy places the organism in Eukaryota, Metazoa, Nematoda, Chromadorea, Rhabditida, Onchocercidae.